AUGGGUCAGAAAGACAGUCUACGGCCCGGCCGUGGUGGUCGUGGCCAGAGCCGUAGUCGCUCACCAGGGCCCAAGAAACCUCAAUCUCCAACCAAUCCCUCCGAUGGUCUUAAGAACAAGAAAUCUACAACCUAUGCCUCCGAUGGUGUUAAGGACUAUGACAUCUUCAACCUCCCCGCCUCCGACUAUAUCCUUCUGUUGUUGGUGACGCUGAUUGGCGCCGUCGUGCGUCUAUUCCGCAUCUACCAACCUACAAGUGUUGUCUUCGAUGAAGUCCACUUCGGUGGAUUUGCCAGCAAGUAUAUCAAGGGAAAGUUCUUUAUGGAUGUCCACCCGCCUCUCGCCAAGAUGCUCCUUACCCUGGCCGGCUGGUUGGCUGGUUUCGAUGGAGAAUUCGAUUUCAAGGACAUUGGCAAGGACUAUCUUGAGCCUGGCGUUCCCUAUGUCGCUAUGCGUAUGCUGCCCGCUAUCAUGGGUGUUCUAACGGUCUCCUUGAUGUUCUUGACACUCAAGGCCAGCGGCUGUCGGUCUUCCACUGCGGUCAUGGGUGCCAGCGCUGUUAUCUUUGAUAAUGCACUGACCACUCAAUCCCGCCUGAUUCUUCUGGAUUCCCCACUGGUUUUCUUCACGGCCCUAACUGCUCUGGCAUUUACAUGUUUCUCGAAUCAACAAGAAUUGGGUCCUAAGUAUGCCUUCCGAGGUGCCUGGUGGUUUUGGCUAGCUGCAACCGGUCUCUCCCUGGGUGCCACUCUCAGUGUCAAAUGGGUUGGUUUGUUCACCAUGGCUUGGGUUGGGUCGCUCACAGCCCUCCAGCUGUGGGUAGUUCUCGGAGACUCGAAGAAUGUUACACCCCGAUUGUGGUUCAAGCACCUAUUCUCCCGCGCCUUCUGCCUGAUCGUGCUUCCUCUUGGAUUUUAUGUUGCGAUGUUUGCGAUUCACUUCACUUGCCUGGUGAACCCUGGUGAAGGUGAUGGCUUCAUGUCCUCGGAGUUCCAGGCUACCCUCAACUCCAAGUCCAUGACAGAUGUCCCCGCUGAUGUCUCCUUCGGAUCCCGUGUCAGCCUUCGUCACCUGAAUACCCAGGGUGGUUAUCUACACUCACACAAUCACAUGUACCCGACUGGCAGCAAGCAACAACAGAUCACCCUCUACCCCCACAAGGAUGAGAACAAUGUUUUCCUUCUGGAGAACUCGACUCAACCCCUAGGCCCCGAUGGAGAGAUUCCAGGAGCAUUUGCCUGGGACAAUUUGACUGCUACCGAUAACUUUAUCGAGGAUGGAGCCGUUAUCAAACUUUACCACUUGCUCACCCACCGACGCAUUCAUUCACAUGACGAGCGUCCUCCGGUGACAGAGGCUGACUGGCAAUUCGAGGUCUCGGCCUAUGGAUAUGAAGGUUUCCCUGGAGAUGCCAAUGAUAUGUUUAAGGUUGAGAUUGUCCCGUCAAUGUCCGAGGGAGAACUAUCCAAGAAGCGCGUUCGAACUAUCCAGACAAAGUUUAGACUAGUCCACAUCAUGACUGGCUGCGUGCUGUUCUCUCACAAGGUCAAGCUUCCCGACUGGGGAUAUGAACAACAAGAAGUCACCUGUGCGAAGGCCGGUACUCUGCCUAACAGUAUUUGGUACAUCGAGGAUAACUCGCACCCUAUGAUGCUGGAGGAUGCCGAACGAGUGAACUACCGCAACCCAGGCUUCUUGGGUAAGUUCUGGGAGCUACAGAAGGUCAUGUGGACCACCAACGCUGGUUUGGUCGAGUCCCACGCUUGGGAUUCUCGCCCCCCAUCAUGGCCCACUCUCCUCCGUGGUAUCAACUUCUGGGGCAAGGAAGCCCGCCAGAUCUAUCUUUUGGGCAACCCCCUCAUCUGGUGGUCAUCCACUGCCGCCAUUGGCAUCUACUUUGUUUUCAAGGCCAUUGCGAUUCUUCGUUGGCAGCGUAGCUGCAAUGACUAUAGCAAUAACUCGUGGAAACGCUUCGAUUACGAAGUCGGCGUUAGCGUUCUGGGUUGGUUCUUCCACUAUUUCCCGUUCUUCCUGAUGGCCCGUCAACUUUUCCUGCACCACUACUUGCCGGCCCUCUACUUUGCUAUUAUGGUUCUAUGCCAACAGUUCGACUUUGUUUUCAACCGCGUGAAGAUCUUCGGUCUUGCCUCACGCCCUGCUAUUGGAAAGCUCAUCAUGACUGGAUUCGUGAUCCUUAGCAUCGCCGUUUUCACCAUGUACUCUCCCUUGAUCUACGGUAACCCUUGGACCAAGAGUGCCUGUUACAAGGCUAAGCUCUUGGAUACUUGGGACUUUGAUUGUGACAGAUUUCACACCGACCUGAGCCAAUACCACUCUGAGGUCCUUUCCGCGAACCAAGUGAUUCCAACAACAUCCCUGCCAGUGCCUACCCCUCAGGUGCAACAGGAGCAGCCCGAGGUGCUUGAGCAGAAGCAACCCGAGCAGCCUCCAGUCCAACAACCCGUGGAUAUUGCCCAAGACAAGCAAACAGAGGAGGCCGCAGUCACGGCUCCCACAAUUCCCGGCUCCACAGCUCGCGUCGAGUACCGUGAUCAGCACGGCAAUGUCUUGCCCGAAGAUCUUGUCGCCUCCCUUCGCGCUGACGGCAAUGUCAAGUUUGAGACUCGCUGGGAAUCCAAGUCCCGCCUUGAGCACGCACAUGACGUUCCCAUUGUGGACGGUCGGCUUGCACCCCCUCACCCAGAUGUGGAGGGUCAGAACCCCGAGACUGGCGGACGUCCCGAGGACUCGAUCGCUCCGGAGAGACCUGCGUCCGUUGUGCAGGGCAAUGAGCGAUCAGCCGAGACAUCUAGCUCCCCUGAGGCAAAGCCUGCUAGCGAAGGCAAUGAGGCUACUGCGCUGUAA
Molecule: messenger RNA, 2865 nt
Organism: Penicillium verhagenii
Lineage: Eukaryota; Fungi; Ascomycota; Eurotiomycetes; Eurotiales; Aspergillaceae
Gene: pmt1
Product: protein mannosyltransferase 1
Exons: 4
Coding region: 1-2865 (954 amino acids)
Biological process (GO): protein O-linked glycosylation via mannose
Cellular component (GO): membrane; endoplasmic reticulum
Molecular function (GO): dolichyl-phosphate-mannose-protein mannosyltransferase activity
Source: RefSeq, a predicted model, not a curated record